Messenger RNA from Penicillium salamii, 1248 nucleotides. Lineage: Eukaryota; Fungi; Ascomycota; Eurotiomycetes; Eurotiales; Aspergillaceae. The record is from the annotation of a GenBank genome assembly.
AUGGACAGCUCCAAAGACAGUGCCGCAGGGCGCAUCUUCAGCGAGAGACUGGCAGAUAAGAUCCCUGCGCCUAUUCCAGAGACACCGGCUGUCCCAAAUAACUUGAGUGUCGAUACCGGGGCUGCCAUUCGCACUUCCUAUAAUCCAUCACCCGCACUUGCGCGUCCAAACGGACAGACGGCAGACGAGGUCACCUAUUCACAUCGCUCUCCCUUACGAACCUUACCCGCAUGGGUUCGGUCAGUCCAAGAACCCGAGGAUGAUGGGGAUGAAGCUACCGUCACCGAUCGUUUACUUCCCUCCCAACCCAACGACGCAUUUGUAGCCCAUCACAAUCACUCUCCAUAUGCAUCAUCCUCCAAGUACCAACAUACUGAAUCAAUCACCAAUGGACUGUUCGAGGAUGACACUGCUCCUGACAAUCGUGAAUCGCGUUGGGUGACAUUCUCGCGGACUAUCCAAUACCCAAGGGAACCGGGCAGAGAGCAGGAGCAAGUCACAUCCGAAUGGAUGAACCAAAAUCACGGGGACUACCUGCAGCCAUGGCGAGGCAAACAUUUGGAGGGUGAUAGUCCGGAGUAUCCACUGCAUAGUGGAGGUCGAAGGGAGAUCUGGAUCAAACGCUUUAAAAAGACGCUCCUGCGGAGUCCAUUGGUGCCAUUGAUUCUUCGAAUGACUGUUUGGUGCUUUUCACUUUCUGCUCUGGCUCUUGGCGGCUCGAUUCAGCACCUGUCCAACGAGGGCGAGCACCCCCAGGGCCCAUCGGCCUUGAUGGCAAUCAUUGUUGACGCCGUCGCGCUGGUAUAUUUGCUAUACAUCACUUUCGAUGAGUAUACGUCGAAACCACUUGGUCUGCGCUCCCCUUCCGCCAAAGCGCGGCUUCUCCUUCUUGACAUCUUCUUUAUUGUCUUUGAUUCUGCCAAUCUUAGCUUGGCAUUUGCUUCUCUAUCCGAAGUGACCGGAUCCUGCACCGAAGCAGAGGUCAACCAGGUGGUUGAUCCCCGAAAUGACCAUAUCUGCGUGCGGCAAAAAGCACUUGCAUCUGUGCUGCUAGUUGCACUUUUGGCCUGGCUUAUGACCUUCUCGAUAAGUGUCCUUAGGUUUCCUUUUGGUCACACCUGCCGCUCAGGUUUAUCCUCACCGUGCCACAGGUUUCCGCUGGAAUUCACCAUACCCUUGGUUUUCAGCACCUCUUCAUUCUCAUUUGGUUCUCCGUGCCGCAUAUCUCAUCACUUUUCGUGUGGAUGA